AUGUCCUCGUCCGCACUCCACAAGCGGAAGGCCGUCAAGAUUGGGACUCACAGUGGCACCUUCCACUGUGAUGAGGCGCUGGCAUGCUGGAUGCUGAAACAGACGGACCGUUUCCGGGACGCGGAAAUCGUGCGGACCAGGGACCCAGCCGUCCUCAAGGACCUGGACGUGGUCGUCGAUGUGGGGGGAGAAUACGACGCCGGGCUUGGAAGAUUUGAUCAUCACCAAAGAGAGUUUGCAGAUAAUUUCGGACAUGGGUACACCACCAAGCUCUCUAGUGCUGGGCUGGUUUACAGACAUUUUGGAAAGGAAGUGAUUGGAAAAAUAUUGGGGCCAGCUGUGAGCAGCGAUGACAUCGACACCCUUUAUCUGCGCAUCUACAAAACCUUCAUCGAGGCUGUUGAUGCUAAUGACAAUGGUAUCAACCAAUGGGAAGGAGAUGCCCCACCCAAGUAUGUGAACAACACAACACUCGGCGCAAGAGUGAACUUUCUGAAUCCCAACUGGAAUGAAGAUUCUUCGCCAGAGGUGCUCUACAAGCUGUUUAUGAAAGCUGUUGAGCUCACAGGCUCAGAGUUUGCCGAUCACGUGAAAUACUCUGGACAGUCCUGGCUGCCUGGACGUCAAUAUGUGCAAGAGUCUUUUGAUGAGCGACUCAACAUCGAUUCGAGUGGAGAGAUCAUGCAGCUCAAACGUUACUGCCCCUGGAAAGAGCACCUGUAUGAUCUUGAGGAAGCCAGCGGUGUUUCGGGGCAGGUUAAAUACUGCCUGUAUGAGGAUGACAGGGAGCACGUGUGGAGGAUCCAGGCAGUGUCUGUCUCGCCAGGAAGCUACAUUUCUCGUAGACGGCUUCCAAACGCAUGGCGUGGACUGAGAAGCGACGAGCUGGACAAAGUCGUAGGUAUCCCUGGCUGUGUGUUUGUCCAUGCUGGGGGAUUCAUCGGUGGGCACAAAACUUGUGAGGGGGUGCUGGCAAUGGCUCAAAAAGCACUCACAAUGGAGUAG
Ostreobium quekettii is the source of this 1005-nucleotide messenger RNA. NCBI's taxonomy places the organism in Eukaryota, Viridiplantae, Chlorophyta, Ulvophyceae, Bryopsidales, Ostreobiaceae. The record is from the annotation of a GenBank genome assembly.